AUGAAUGUAAACGAUGUGACCAAGCCUUCAGUCGUCCCAGUUCCCUUCACCUCCACGAAAGAAUUCAUACUGGAGAAAAACCCUAUGAAUGCUCCCACGGAAACUUCAGGGGAUGAGCAUGGGUCCUCCUGGCUGACACAGCCUAGUGGGCACUCGGCUCCCACGGAAACUUCAGGGGAUGAGCAUGGGUCCUCCUGGCUGACACAGCCUAGUGGGCACUCGGUAUGUGGGGCCUGUGUAGGAGGCCUGGGCAUGAUGGUCAGGUCGUGCGUCCCUGGGUUCCAGGCCUUGGUGGUCCCUUGGGAGCUGAGCAUCCUCGAGGCAGAAGGAGGGCCCGCGGUCCACUCUCUGAACAGCUCACUGGGUGACUCUGACAGCUUCCUCCCCAAAGCUUGGGUCCUCAUCUGUGGGAAUGGGGUGUCCAAGGCCCCCUGCAGGCAGGAACCCACCCCCAGCUCCUCUGGUGGGCCCUCCUGGGCUUUCUUACCUACUGGCUUGCAACAAGACCCGCAGAGGAAGGCUCUCGUCCAGACCUUUUCUGGGAAACCUCCGGAGAAGCCGUUGCCAAAUCGAAAAGAAUCCAUGGAAUCUUGGAUUUAUCUGAGGGCUGCAACCAGGCCAAUGCCCUUCCACACAAUCAAUAAGAGGCCACGUGUGAACCCUGCCCUCACUGAUGGCUCAGCUACCAAAAUGUCUGACACGGUAUCCAUCUUGGCUUCACUGUCUCCCCUCAGAAAAGCCAGUCCGAGCUCCUCGUCAAGCCUCCGACCAAAGGAACGACAGACAGGGACUGUGGCCGACAUCCCUCAGCCUGGAGUCAGGCAGCAGGGCCCCGAGCCUCUCGUCGUGGUGAAGCCCACACACAGCAGCCCUCAGGGUGGCCGUUGAGAAGUUCCCCAGGCUGCCACCAAGCCCCACGGCCUGAUCCGGGUCAUCAGCCCCCAAGCACAAGACAAACGUCCUGCGGUGACCUCACAGCCCUGCCCACCAGCCGACACACACAGCUUGGGCCUCGGCUCCAAUCUCAGUUUCAGGCCAGGAGCCAAGAGACCUGCCCAGGCUCUGACUCAGGCUUGCCUGAACUUCCCCAAGAAACCGAGAAUGGGUCCCUUCCAGAUGCCCAAAAAUGCCAUCCAGGGAGGUGAGCUGGGGGCCCCGGAGACUCUCCAACCUCCGCCAGCUGCCAUAGAACUAAGUCCGUCGCCCCAGAUGAGCAGGAGGACAUCCGCACAGGUGCCCAGCAGCGACCGGCAGCCUCCGCACAACAGACCUUGACUGUCUACUGCCCAGGCCUGCACCAUGUCCCAUCACCCAGCGGCCAGCCACGAUGGGGCCCAGCCUCUCAGAAUGCUCUUCCGGAGACUGGAAAACGGAUGGUGGAGCUCCAGCCUCCUGACAGCUCCUUGUUUCCCUUCUCCUGAGAAGCCGGGAGCCUUCCUCACUCACAGCCCUCACGUCUCAGAGAAGUCUGAGGCUCCCUGUGUUCCUGUCCCCCUGAGUGUCCUCUAUGAGGACCUUCACGUUUCCUUCUCUGCAGGGGACAGCGAUUGUGACCUGGAGUGA
Molecule: messenger RNA, 1563 nt
Organism: Mandrillus leucophaeus (drill)
Lineage: Eukaryota; Metazoa; Chordata; Mammalia; Primates; Cercopithecidae
Product: putative protein FAM90A5P
Source: RefSeq, a predicted model, not a curated record